Messenger RNA from Paramisgurnus dabryanus, 975 nucleotides. It is a transcript of the gene enam, whose product is annotated as enamelin. The record is from RefSeq and is a predicted model, not a curated record. NCBI's taxonomy places the organism in Eukaryota, Metazoa, Chordata, Actinopteri, Cypriniformes, Cobitidae.
CCACCGGAGAAGUCAAGCAUUUGUCCUUGUGAAAUUACAAAAAGAGGAUCAAUAUGAAACUCGUUGUGUUCCUGACGUGUGUGCUUGGCUCAACAAUAGCUGCACCUGCCCUCGACAGUGGCAGCAAUGAGCAGGCAGCAGCUGAUAACGCUAACACAGCUUUACACCUGAUGGAGCUUUACAGAAUGAUAGGAAAACUCCAACAACAGGCAGGACCUGCUGUGGCGGCACCAGUUGAUGCACAGUCUCAGGUUUUACCUCAAGGACCUCAGCAGGUAUUCAAUCCUGCACCUAAGGGAGAUGGAUCAGAUGAGGAAGACACGCCAUUUAACGCCUUUUACGCUCACCAUGCCUCCCAGCCCGCACAGCCGGCUGCCCCAUUAAACUCAGAUGAGGCCGAAGCCGCAGAAGAGGCUGAGGCAGCUGAGGUAGCAGAAGGACCUGAGCCCACCGAAGCCACCCCAGCUGUGGAUGCCGGCACUGCCGGUGACAUCACCAUUACCGUUGCGGCUGCUGACCCGGUUCCUGAUGCCACUGCAGCUCCUGUUGCUGUCCAGCCAUCCGACAUCCCCCAGGAACCGUUGGUCGCCAUAGAAACUGACACCACCGUGGUUGGGCCUGAAGCUACCGUUGGUGCAGAACAGGUGGCUGAAGCCACAGCUCUGCCUGUGGUGUAAGUGAUGGGAAGCCCCGCCCACAGAUCUUGCCGGUCACACUGCUGACAUCAAGAUCACAACCGAACAUUAUAGUACAGGGACUGGGUUAGACCCAGAGGGUAUACGUCUAACUGGCCUGCUGAAACAAAAUUUGGCACAUUUCUGUCGUGUUGUGUGAAAUUGUUGCUUGGCAGGUGUUUUUUUAUGAUGACCUCAUUGUAUUGAGCCAGUACUGUGUUACGGUGUUGUAUUACUGUAUGAUGUGAUUCUGUGUAAUCUCUCAGUUUUCUGUCAAUAAAAUGUCUUGUUGCAGCUUAAA